AGGAGGCGGAUAUUAAGAUCUCUUUCUUCUAUAAAAAAGUUUCAUCUUCUUCCCCGCAAUUCAUUCUCUGCCAUUUCUUAACAAACCCCCUUCCAGGAAAAAUCUACAAUACAACGGGUAGUAUAUGCUAUCCAUUUCUUUGUCUUCAGAUAUCCAUUGACGUUGUUUAUCAAAGAUCAGCCAGUUUCCUUCAACCCCUCUUUCACAUUUUCAUCUGUUUCAAUUUCUUCUGGAUUGGUAUGUUCCCGAUUCUCUUUUCUAUUUUGAUGUUUUUGAUUGGUGUUUCUGGGUUCAUUUCUGGAUCAUUGCUCCAAUUCUUUAUCUGGGUUUUCAAAAUCUGUUUGAUAUAUAAUGAUACUCAUUUCGAGUUUUGAUAUUUUCCUGAUUCUUGAAUAUGUAACAUAUCUGGAGGAAAAUUUCGUUGCUUUACCGGAUUUGAUUGAAAAGGGUUAUGAUUCUGUGAAUCUUGUUGUGAAUGAUUGAUGAUUGAAAGGUUUUUCCUUUACAGGAAAUUAAUUGACCCUCGAAGAGUAAAGUUGUGAAAUUUUUUACAAGAGAUAUGCCCUUUUCAAAUUUGUUUCCAAUUUAUUUGAUUUUGAUUAAAUCAGUAUGAUUUGGUUAGCAUAACUGAAUGGAGGUAAGGUUUUGUUUCAUGGCUACAAAUUACAAUGAAUCAUGUAAUGAACUUUUUGAUUUAUGUUGUUCAGAAUGGAAACGAUGAGGUGAAUGUCGUCUAUUAGGGGUUGUCAAACUUAAUUGUUUAAUCUAGCUAUUGGUAUUUGACCAUAAAUAACCUGUUUUUCAAAAUAUUAUAUAAUGAUUUAGGACCAUGACUUUGACAUUUUUCUUUCUCCAAGAGAUGGAUCGUUCCUUAUAUAGAAUAUAAAGGGGUAUCAUGAACAAAAUUUCAGCUUGGAUGAAAUUGAAUAUCUUAUAGGAAAUGAUAACUUUAGAGAAGUUCUAGUAGCCUUUUUCAUUUUAAAGAUUAUCACUCAUAGGUCGAGAGGAAUAUAAAGGGAGCUAAAGAGCCCAACGUAACUUACCAUGCUGCCUCUCUAGAUAUCCUUACCUGUCCUUAGUUUUGUUGCAAUGGAGUUAAAAAGGUUUAUUUUCUAUGUUCUAUUCAUAAAUGCUUGUUGGUUGAUGGACUUUGAUUUUUACUUGUUGUCUCUUUUCUACUUAACUGAGUGUAUUUCACACUCCCUUUUGUUACCUUUAAAAAAUGAAUUAAUUCAUUGAACAAGAUGCUUGUAUGUGUAAUUUCUUGGUUUAAGAAGGUAUUGACUUGUUACUUCCUCGUUUGACCUUGCACUUUAUAAGAAAUUUUGCUAGUAGCAAUAUUGUAUGCACUUAUUCUUUCAUUCUAGUGAAAACUUUGCUCUCGUAGUUGGUAUAUGAGUAUGCUUUUGUGAAUAUGCCUCUUUUAAAUGUAUAAAUAGUUCUUUUCUAU
This is a messenger RNA of Rubroshorea leprosula, 1450 nucleotides long. NCBI's taxonomy places the organism in Eukaryota, Viridiplantae, Streptophyta, Magnoliopsida, Malvales, Dipterocarpaceae. The record is from the annotation of a GenBank genome assembly.